AGAAUGAAUGAGAGCAAACAGAUUUGGCUGGUGGAUAAGUAUGCUAGACUUGUAGCAUCACGGGAGCCUUCAGCAUUAAGCUUGUCACAGGAUCAAGGAGAAGGAAAUAGCUGGCAGCAUUACAACUCUUCACCUGGUAAACAGAUUCUCUUAGUGCUUAUUAAUAAAAACCACUUUAUGAUAACACACGGAGACACCACACUGGAAAGUUUUAUAUUGUGGGGAACAUCAAAUUGGAUCAAAGGAGUAGCUAAAGGCGACAGUAUAUUAUUCUUGUAUCAUCAUCAGAUGUCAAACAGACGUUUUAGAAUAAAACUAAGUGGAGGGACUUCUGGAGUUGGUCUGGCAAGAACUGGAGUUGAGAACUGUCGAGAUGCCGUUUCUGUUUUAAGAGGUCUUAUGCCAGUGAAAGUAAUUGAUGACAUUAGUCAGAUUUCUCAGGAAGAGACAUCAGGAUCAAGUAAAGAGGGAGAAUCACUGAGAGAAAGAGCACAAUCUAUUAGUAAAAAGCCAUUGCAGCAAGCAUACAUCAGUUCAACGCAUUUACCAACUGAUCAGCUCUCACAGUUCAUUAGACUCUGUCUCACUGAUAGUACAUUCCCUGCUUUUGUUGAAGCUGUUGAAUCAGAACUGAACUCAAUGAAAUAAACAUAAUGCAAUUACACCCACACAUUGAGUAUUAGCUAUGAAUAUGAUUAUUAUUGUGCAUGGGCAUAGCCCCACCUUCUUUUUGUGGAAAUCCAAAUUGGAAAGUUACAGAUGGCCUUGUUGCUGUGUUGUAGUGUAUGCUCGGCUCUCUGCUUCAUUUAUACUGCUUAUUACUUGUUUAAGAAAGUGAGGAGGCCUAGGAUAUAUGGAAAAAAGACUGGAAGCUUUUACAAGCAUAUUCUAGCUCACUGCCCUAGUCUGAGUAGAAAGUACUGGCCAACAUGGUGGGCCAUUAAUGCUCAUGUCAUCACAAUAGGCAGACUAGCACUCCAGCGACCACCCAGUGGACUAACUUAUAAAAGGGAAAUAUUUAACGUUUCUGAUGGAGGGAGUCUAGCAUUAGAUUGGGCUGAUCCUGAAGUGCAUUCAAUUAAAGAUGACUCGCCAAUUCUACUGAUUCUUACUGGACUAACGUCUUCAAGUAAGGUGGUCUACGUCCAGUGGCUUGUGUCUGAUGGACUCAGUGAAGGAUAUAGACCAGUAGUAAUGAGUUUCAGAGGAUUGGGAGGAUUACUAUUAAAAACUCCAAGAGCUUACUGUGCCAAUACUGAUGAUCUUGAGCCAGUUCUUAAGUACAUUCACUCUUCUUGGCCUAAUGUACCAGUAGUUGGCAUUGGAAUAUCAAUAGGAGGAAUUAUACUUGUACAACAUUUAAGAGAAAGAGGAAGGGACUCUGGACUGGCUGGAGUAGCAACUGUUUCUUCAUCGUGGGAUGCACACGUGACGUUAUUCGAAACAUUAGAAAAGCCAUUAAACUGGCUAUUCUAUAACAGACACUUGACUAAGCUACUUGUGAAUUACAUAAACAAGAAUUGUAAGCAUCUGAUGGAAAAAGGUGCAAUGACAAAGGAGCAGGGAGAAGAACUGAUGCAGAAAGCAAAAAAAUGCUCCACUAUAAGAGAGUUUGAUGAAGCCAUCACAGUUCCUGCAUUUGGUUACGACAGUUUAUGGGAGUAUUAUGAAAAUGGCACCAAUGGUAACAAACUCCACCAAGUCAAGACUCCACUGCUAAGCAUUAAUGCUGAAAAUGAUCCCUUUGUACCAGAGAAAGUCUUGCCAAUUGAUGGUUUCUGUGCUAACGAUGAUGCUGUUCUAGUUGUACCAUCUCAUGGAGGACACAUUGGUUUUUUAGAAGGAAUGCUCCCAACUCGUGGGACAUGGAUGAACAAAGUUCUAAGAGAGUUUUUAAAUGCAAUAAAACUGUAUGACAAAAAUAAAUGAAAAUUAAAAAUCAAAAUUUUAAUUAGAUAAUAUGAUGAUUUAAAUUGCUUUGCAACACAAAUGUGUAAUAAAUAAA
Messenger RNA from Amphimedon queenslandica, 2005 nucleotides. Its product is annotated as protein ABHD1-like. NCBI's taxonomy places the organism in Eukaryota, Metazoa, Porifera, Demospongiae, Haplosclerida, Niphatidae. The record is from RefSeq and is a predicted model, not a curated record. The transcript has 12 exons. Bases 760 to 1929 code for a protein of 389 amino acids. Gene Ontology annotation, molecular function: acetylesterase activity; monoacylglycerol lipase activity. Gene Ontology annotation, biological process: medium-chain fatty acid biosynthetic process; medium-chain fatty acid catabolic process.